Messenger RNA from Manis javanica (Malayan pangolin), 4174 nucleotides. NCBI's taxonomy places the organism in Eukaryota, Metazoa, Chordata, Mammalia, Pholidota, Manidae. The record is from RefSeq and is a predicted model, not a curated record.
GGACUCUGGGUGAGGAAUGAGAAUCACCGCGCGCCAACAUCAGAGGGCACAAGGCACGGCGAUCCACCAGCGCGCUCCUUCAGGUCCAGGACCCUGCGGGUUAAGAUCAACGAGAGCGAGCCUGCACCGUUUCCUAGAGAGGCUCGGGCCAAGCCGGGGAGGAUUUGUGAUCCCUAACCUGGCUGUGAUCACUGUGAUGGAGAAAGAACAAAAACUAUUGGUCUCAGAUUCUAAUGGCUUCAUGGAAAGGGAGAAUUUGAAAAGCCCUUUUACAGGAAAUGAAAGGAAGGAUAAUUUGGAAACCAUUCAACACAAUAACUGUAAAGGAGAUCAACUUAAAGGUGAUGAUUCCUAUGAGAACAAUGGCAACCCACAGAAUCAAGGAAAUUCAACAGGAAAAGAGGAGGAGAAACCCAGUCACUGGGGAUGGGAUCCAGAACACUGCAUUGCCUCUGUCCAGCAGAUCUCCUCUUUCAGAGACAAACCCUACAAAUGUUCCAAAUGUUGGAAAAGUUUCAAUAAUAGUUCUCAUUUGUGUACACACCAGAGGACCCACUCAGAAAAACCUUAUAAAUGCUCUGAGUGUGGGAAAUGCUUUAGUAACAGCUCUCACCUGAUUCAGCAUCUGAGAACACACACAGGAGAAAAGCCCUACCGGUGUGGAGAAUGUGGGAAAAGCUUCAGCAAUACCUCACAUCUUAUUAUUCAUGAAAGAACUCACACAGGAGAGAACUGUAAGUGUCCUGACUGUGGGAAGAGUUUCAGUAGCAGCUCUCACCUCAUUCAGCAUCAUAGGUCACAUACAGGUGAAAAACCAUAUGAAUGUCCUGUUUGUGGGAAAUGCUUCAGCCAUAGUUAUGUCCUAAUAGAACAUCAGAGGAUUCACACUGGAGAAAAGCCUUAUAAGUGCCCCAACUGUGGGAAAAGUUUUAGUCAGAGUUCCAGCCUGAUUUGCCACCAGCGGACACACACAGGUGAGAAGCCCUACAAAUGUCUUGAUGGAAAAAGCUUUGGUUGUAAUUCUACUCUAAUAAAGCAUGAGAGAAUACAUAUAGGAGAAAAACCCUAUCAAUGUACAGAAUGCGGAAAGAAAUUCAGUUGAAUAAGCCUUAUUACACACCAGAAAAUGCAUAUAGGAGUGAAACUCUAUGAAAGUUCUGAAUUUGAAGAAAAUUUGAGUCAAAAUGGCAGUAUGAUAGGAGAAUGCAGAAUCCAACCAGGAGAGAAGCCAUAUAAAUGUUGGGAAUGUGGAAAGAGCUUUGGCCUCAGCUCCCAUCUCAUUAGACAUCAGAGAACACAUACAGGAGACAAACCUUACAGAUGUUCUGAGUGUUGGAAAACUUUUAGUCAGAGUUCCACGUUGGUGAUUCAUCAAAGGACUCACACAGGAGAGAAACCUUAUAAAUGUCCUGAUUGUGGUGAAUGCUUCAGUCAAAGCUUUAACCUUAUCAGGCACCAGAGGACCCACCUAGGAAAACCUUAAAAAUGUACUGACUGUGAGAAAUGUUUCAACAGAAGUGCCUCCCAGCAUCGGAAAAUUCAUAUAGAAAAGCUUUUUGAGUCUCCUGAAGUUGAAGAUUUUCCUCAUAAAUGGACUUGGAAAAACUGUUUAGGGGGAAUGGCCCUCAUUUCUUCUUUUUCAGUUCCUGAUUUUUCUUCUUCUUAGUGCCAAAGCCUGUUUUCUUUCCCUUUUUUUUAUUGAACCAUGACAAUUAAGGUGUUCUCUGAUCAUGGUGCUAUGAAGUUUAGAGGAUGGGAAGGCCCAGAUCACCAGGUCAUUGGAUCUGCCCAGGGAGAGUACUGCCACAGAUGGAGAAGAUUUUAUUUUUUUAUUUUUAAGAAAGAUAGGAAUAGCUUCAAAGGAAUACAUGAGAAAUCCUGGGAAUGCAGACACCUGAGAGGUUGAAGCUGAGAUUGCCAUUGAAUUCCCUUAUUUCCUCAUGCCUGAUUUGGUGGCAAUAAAUCAUUACUACUCAGGGAUUUACUCAGAGAAAGAUUCUUUUUGAACAAAUAAUGUGAUUUCCUGGCUGUUUUGUUGUGUCUUAAAGAAAUGAGUCUUUUUUUAAAAAUGCAUUUUUAUUUGCUGAAAAUUAAUAUCUAGAACUGCAUUGUCCAAUGAUAGUUAUUUAAAUUUAAAUUUACAUUAAGAUCAAAAGAAACUUAAAAUCCACUUCCUUAUUUAUACUAGUCACAUAUGACUAGUGGCUGCUUUAUUGGAUAUCACAAAAAAGUUUUUCUUCCAAGGUCAUCGUUCUUGGCAGAUUCAUAAAAAUUUCCUAUAAGACUGUAUGAAAUGUGCUAUGGUGUUUCUGGUUUCUAAGAGGAAUUGCAAUAUAGUGUAGAAAUAGGCUAGAGUUUUGAAGGCACUGGGUCUAGAGAUUGGCUAUUCUAAUGAUUGUAUGUUUUAUGUUCAACCCAUCUUGGUUAUCUAGUGAUACACCGUUCAUUGUCUUGGCCAAAGCCAGAUUAGGAGGUAGGAUUCGUAAAUUUUGUUUUUAAAUUGUUGAUAAAUUGUCCAUUCCCCUCAGUUUUUCUAUUACAUGUUUUCUUGUCAGAUCAGAAACUGGGUUAUUUUUCUAAUAAUCCACCCACUGAGUCUGAGCCAGUGUGCAGGGACAGUUUGGCAUUGGAAACUGAGAUUCCUUAGUUCUAGUCUCUGCAGUUUUCUUUUGUCUCUUUCAUGUGGUGUAUAGAUCUGAUAACUCAGACCUGUUCUCCCUGCCCGUCUGUCCAAUAUGUUUGUAAAAUGUUAAGAUAUUUCCUAUACUCCCAGCCUCUAUUUUUUUCUGCCAGUGCAAAAGGUAGAUGUGUAGGAAGGUCAAGACUCCUGAGUUGUUGAGGAUUUUUUUUCAUUUUACAAUUCUAAGUGUAUCAUAUGCAGAACAUGUAGUUACAAAUUAGGAAUGCGGAGCUGCUGCAAAGGCUGAGAUCUGGCCAGUAACUGAACUGCAUGGGAUUAUUUCUUCUUUCAUGAUUGUAGUGUGCCUGAUAUUGGCGAGGUAAUCGUGUCUUUUUUUACUGUUACAAAAUUUUAAAGUAAUGCAAAAGCUAACCGAUAAAGGUAUUUAAGUAGUAUUUGGGGUGAUUUUCUGCUUUCAAACACUGGGAGAACUUUAUUGGGCAUCACUGGCUUUUAUGUGACCCUCACCUAAGCAUCUUUUUACCUUUGUAUAUUAUGUAGCAUUGCCCAAAUUGUCUUAACCUAUAAUACCUGAGGACAAGUGUUCAGAACUAAGAGUUUGAUGUUUGAAAAUUAAAUUUGGGUGUUUGCUGUUGGGGCUGAUAUUCAAUUUCAAGGCAGUAAUUGCUGUUGGGGUGGGGGGUGCCCAAUUAUGAGCCACAUUAAGUGUGGCAAGUAAGUACUCUGUCCCUGUUUUCUCAUCUGUAAAGCAGAGAUAAUGAGGACCUUGCAGGGCUUCUGUAAGGAUUAGAUAGAUGUUUGCAAAGCAGCUAGCACAGUGCUUAAAACGUAACAGGGUCUACAUAAGUUGUCAUUGAUCCUUAUUAAUUGAAACAAAUUGAAAAACGUCCUCCACGUAUUUUCUAAGUAGCAAUACAGCCGCAACUUGUUCUAUUGCAGAUUUUUUAUGACCAACCUCAGUAACACUGAGGAAUAAGUUAUGUAAAAGCACAAGACUGUGUUGUGUGUCACAUUGGCAGACUGUUAAAACACUUUUAUUUGAUUCAGAGUGUUGAAAAUUUUUAUUGUUCAUGAAACAAAAGACUCAGUUUUAAGUCAGGUAAGAGCAAAAUAGCAAGUUCAGUUUAAGUUAAUUUGUAACUGAAAAGCUUAACAACAGGUAGUUUAUGUCCUGUCAUCAUCAACUACACUAUUGCCCACAAUUACAUAAAACCUAUUUCAUAGACAUUGAUGUGUAUGGGAAUAUAGACAUUCAAAUUUUAGGUGUGUUAAGAUGGGCUUCAUUAGUAAAACAAUUUGUCAAGAUUCAUUGUCUCUUGGGAUUGAAAACUAGGAAAACAAAAGACAUUUGUUGUUUAUGGUGGAGAGCAUAACAUAGUGAAAUUUAACCAUAUUUGAUGCCUUUGCCUCUAUUUCAUUGAUCAGCAAAUACAUUCCUUGUUUAGCUCCCCAAGAAGUAUUUUUGUAUUCUCUAUUUCUCUUGCCGUCACAAAGGAUUCAGCAACUGAAUAAAUAAAGCAUUCUUACUUACAA